AUGAAUGAUGAUGACUUUGAUUGGAGGAGGCAUUUGUCCUUGCCCUAUGAGAAGAGUUCCUGGAAUCACAUGGCCUCUGUAGAUGAAAAGGCUAAAGAAACUGAAGCCCCCACUCUGCAAACAGCUCUGCAGGAGGCUAAGCAAACCAUUGAAGGCCAAAAGACAGAGAUUGCCGCCUUAAAAGAAUGGGUUGAUAUCUUGAAAGAGGAUCGAGAUUUCCUCCGGGAGAGACUUAAAGAGGCUCUUGCCGUAAGAAGUGACAAGGGGGUAGAUGUGGCCAGUAAUAUCCCACCAAUAGAGCAGGCACCUGGAAAGAGGAAACAGGUGUCAGAUGUAACCGAUUCCUCAUCCUCUGAUUCCUCAUCGGAUUCUGAGCCUGAUUCUGAGUCCCCAGAGCCCAAGAAAGCCAAGAAGAAGUCAAAGAUCCAGCCCAAAAAGGCCAAGAAAAUGGGCAAAAAACUAAGAGUCAAAACCCCUGACGACUCCAUCCGCCGCUACAACAUGGUGUUGGAAAAGAUUAAAAAGGAACGCAUCAGCAAAGCCGAAGCAUAUACAAGGCUUGGGGUGGAUCGGAAUACUAUUGUGUUUCAGGCUCCGAUUGCAGAACUUGCAGCGACUAACCCAGAUCUGUUCCAUACAUUGAGGUCCACUUUUAAAAGAAAGGACAGUCUGAAAAGGUUUGCUGAAACUUGCAGGGGAUUUUGUGAGCAGGAGCCUACAGCUUCAGCUAUCCUAAAGAAAAAGGAUGAUGGAUCCUUACUGGAUAUUUACAAGAAGUAG
Messenger RNA from Rhinichthys klamathensis goyatoka, 780 nucleotides. RefSeq names its product coiled-coil domain-containing protein 106-like. The record is from RefSeq and is a predicted model, not a curated record. Lineage: Eukaryota; Metazoa; Chordata; Actinopteri; Cypriniformes; Leuciscidae. Gene Ontology annotation, cellular component: nucleoplasm. The coding region runs from base 1 to 780 and encodes 259 amino acids. The transcript is spliced from 5 exons.